Messenger RNA from Tarenaya hassleriana, 1079 nucleotides. RefSeq names its product protein-lysine N-methyltransferase mettl10-like. Bases 179 to 910 code for a protein of 243 amino acids. Lineage: Eukaryota; Viridiplantae; Streptophyta; Magnoliopsida; Brassicales; Cleomaceae. The record is from RefSeq and is a predicted model, not a curated record. Gene Ontology annotation, molecular function: protein-lysine N-methyltransferase activity. The transcript has 7 exons. Gene Ontology annotation, cellular component: cytoplasm. Gene Ontology annotation, biological process: peptidyl-lysine monomethylation; peptidyl-lysine dimethylation.
UGACGACGACCGGUCUGUUGCGGCGGACUCGUGGUCGAUCAAGAGCGAGUACGGGAGCACUCUAGACGAUGAACAGCGUCACGCCGACGCUGCAGAGGCCCUCUCCUCCGGAAACCUUCGAGAUCCCUCCGGCUACUGUUCCGACAAGGAAGAGCCAGAUGCUGAUGGAGUACAGUCAAUGCUUGGUCUUCAAAGCUAUUGGGACGCUGCAUACGCUGAUGAGUUGACAAAUUUCAGGGAGCAUGGUCAUGCCGGUGAAGUCUGGUUUGGAGAUGAUGUAAUGGAAAAUGUUGCUUCUUGGACAAAAGACUUGUGCAUUGGCAUUUCUCAACGUGGCAUGGCAAGUUCUGCGAGUGAUAACAAGGCAGAAGCGAAUGAACAAGGCAGCAAGUAUUUGUCUAGUUGGGAUGUCCUCGACAUUGGUACUGGAAACGGCCUACUACUGCAUGAGCUCGCUAAGCAGGGGUUCUCUGAUUUAACCGGGACUGAUUAUAGCGAAGGAGCAAUAGAACUCGCGCAACAUCUUGCUCAGCGAGAUGGACUACCAAAUAUUAGUUUCUUGGUUGAUGAUAUCCUCGAGACGAAAUUGGAUCGCCAGUUCAAGCUUGUCGUGGAUAAAGGAACUUUAGAUGCCAUCGGUUUACAUCCCGACGGCCCCAUAAAAAGAAUCAUGUAUUGGGAUUCAGUCUCCAAGCUGGUUGCCUCCGGUGGAAUAUUGGUGAUCACAUCGUGCAACAACACGAAAGACGAGCUCGUGGAAGAGGUGGAGAGUUUCAAUGUAAGAAAAUCCAACUUAUCCAGAGAAGAUCCUCCAUUCAAGUACCUCAGCCAUGUCCGGACAUACCCGACGUUCAUGUUUGGCGGAUCGGUGGGUUCUCGAGUUGCAACGGUUGCUUUCCUUCGGAAGUGAAAUCAAUUAUUCGGGUUUCGUUUCUUGUGGGAUUAUAUGAAACUUUCUCAUCUUUUUUUGACCCCAGAAAUGGUAGAUGUGUUUAUGAUGUUAUUGAACUCUUGAUUCUCAAUAGGGUUUUGGACUUUGCUCCUUUGAAUGCAAUUCUGUUGAAGACUAUUGUUGGCUA